UUUGCCAAUAUUCCCACCUGCAUGGCUUCUUUACUUCUUAGCCCAUUCGCUUGGAAGCAAUGUAUUUAUCAGUUCAAUAAGAAAAAUUGACCGAAGCUAGUCCUGAUCUUCUAAGUAUAUCCUCCUGCCUUCUAAGUAGUAUAUUCCAAUGAUCAUGUUCAGUGGUAUAGUCACAGUCGGUGAGCUCUGUCAGGCGUGUUCCCACCUGAGCGCCCAAGGUGGGGCGGUAUGGCGGUCCCUUUUGUCGGCUCGCUGAAUGUUCCGCUCCGAAAACUUUCCACCUCCGUACUCAUGCAUUCGCAGCCCUUACUUAAGGUCGGGAAUUGAAGAUGACAACGGGGCAGAGUUUCAACAACGGUCACCUCCGAGCCCACGAAUCGACAUGACGACACUCCCCACCACGAUCGAAGCGGCCCUCGAGAAAGAAGGCAACGUCAUCAAUCAAGUCUCUUACGGGAUUGCGACUGCAAAGCUCUGCGAUGAGCUUUGGGAACACAGAGAUCGAGUAGAAGCUCUCGUUCGACAUCACAUGGCUCUGGGAAAGCAAGAUAAAUGCAUCGUGUUGUCGCCGGACCACUGGAUUCGAGGUGGCUUUAAUGUCUGCGUCAUGGUCGACGUGCUAUCCAAAAGCUCGUCUAGGAGAGUAGUCUUUCGUUGUCCAAUGCCACACAAACUCGCCGAACUCAAGUAUCCUGGUAGCGUAGACGAGAAGUUAAGCUGUGAAGUGGGAGCGCAUGCAUGGAUUGAAGCGAAGUGCCCGGAGAUUCGCACGCCACACCUUUUUGGAUUUGGUCUGUUAGAUGGUCGCCAUUUCACCCACGCAACACACAUGCCGAUUCUUCCUCGCGUCGUCCGAUACUGCUGGCACUUGAUCCACGACCUGCUCGGACUUCCUUUGCUUUCCUACUACAUCUACAACCAACCAGAGCAGCAGCUACACUCAGCAUAUAUGCUAUUAGAAUAUCUUGGUUCUGAGACGGGGCGGAUGCUUUCAGACACAUUUGAUAUAUAUCGAGGCGAUGGGGCGCGGAGGCGCAGAUUAUUCCAAGGAGUUUCGAGGACAAUGCUUUCUCUCGCGCGUAUCCCGCAGAUGCGGAUUGGUUCGUUCCGAUUCAAUCAAAACGGCACAGUCACGCUGACGAAUCGACCGCUAUCCUGCUCAAUGAUGAUACUGGAGAACGACGACGGGACUAGGACAGUCCAGAAGGACGAGACCUUUGGGUGUACCGACGCCUAUGUAUCCGAUAUGCUUGCAUUUCACGACCAACGGUUUCUUAGCCAGCCAAACGCUGUCUACAGCGAGGAUGAUUGCCGUGAGCAGAUGGCUGUCAAGACGCUACUCAGAGUAUUAUCCCGCGAUUUCAUCAAGAGAGAACUCCGAAACGGUCCUUUUCCACUCCAGCUUACUGACUUCCACGCGAGCAAUAUCCUGGUCGAUGAACAGUGGAAUGUCACUGGCUUGAUAGACUUGGAGUGGAUAUGUGCGCUUCCAUCAGAGAUGGUCACCGUGCCGUACUGGGUGACCGGCUGUGCUAUUGACACAAUUGAAGGCGAGAGCUUCAAACACUUUGACGUAGUCCGACAAGAGUUCAUGGAAAUCUUUCGCAAGGAGGAGCAGGCCACGAAAGCUCCGCCCAGCCACUAUAUCAACCUCUCUAAAAUCAUGCAGGACAUGUGGAAAUCGAAGGGGGUGUGGUUUUGGUAUUGCCUAUCUUCGGUGAAUGCGAUGUAUUUCCUUCUUAGGGCUCAUCUAGUACCACCGACAUUCCUCUCUUCAGAAGCGGAAAGGGUUCUUUCAACGUUCUGGUCUCGAAAUUCGGAGGAGGUUGUUCGAAUGAAACUCGCACAUAGGGGAGAGUACGAAAAGGAGCUUCGGCAGUUGUUCCAUGAUGGAUAAUCGAGGAAGAAGUUCCGGAUUCCGUUUGCAAGCGAGCCUAGCAGAUGCGGGUGGGUUUCGUCUUCAACGCUAGCCUAAUCGCCGCGGCGCGAAGAUUCCCCGUCGUCAUCCCUUCUUCUCUGCAUUCUCCUUCUCCUGCUGUUCCCUCUGUCGCCUGUUGUCGCGUCUUGUCUUUUGGGCACUCUGACCUGAGGAGAUCAGGCUAGCCACCUUACUGGCAGGAAUGUUGACGGCGACGUUUGCAUCCUCAACAACACCGUUGUAUUCUCCCGAAGAAUGACCAUCCUUCUCCUUCUCAGGCAUUUUGUUCUUCGCCCGGGGGAUGUAGUAUUGUUCUUGUUUUGAAAUAAGUACUGUAAAGUAGAAAGAUCAGAUUUAGGAAGGCUCGAAAGGGUUACUGGCACUUGUAACAAGAAAGUGGUUUGUAGCUGGCUAAGAACCCGAUUGCUGCGGGGUUAUCAGGUGACGAAGCGUCCACCUGCUGCCCAAUUGCGCCAUUUUUCCAAGGCAGUCUCACUUUCAUGGCUACACGUCAAUAAGACCCAACUACUGCCCAUUCACGAUCGGGGGGAACUCAGCUCCUCAUCUUGUUUUGAUGAGGUGUCUGUCGGUUACAGUACCGCACGUAUUUUAUACAAAGUAUUCCUGACCAUUACUCUACUUUCCCAAGGACUAGGAGAUCGUGCCCUGACCCCACCUACUGGCGACUACCGGGCCACGUCCAUGUAAUUUGCCGCUGUCUCGUUUGUACUCCCCUCGAAUGACCAGCUAGUCUACAGGGUCAUCCAUACACGGCGGCGUUCACAACUGUCUAUAGAGGACCCUCUUCGAUGUAAGUAUGCCGAGUCUUGCCGCCGUGAUCUUUAGAACAUCAGUGCUUCUGGCAGCCGCGAUUCGCUUGUCAUCGAAGCACUUCUUGGCCUGUAUUUGCCUCAGCAAGCAAUG
Molecule: messenger RNA, 2842 nt
Organism: Colletotrichum scovillei
Lineage: Eukaryota; Fungi; Ascomycota; Sordariomycetes; Glomerellales; Glomerellaceae
Product: Aminoglycoside phosphotransferase
Exons: 2
Coding region: 257-1897 (546 amino acids)
Source: RefSeq, a predicted model, not a curated record